AUGGAUGGAGAGGAGAAAACUUAUGGUGGCUGUGAAGGCCCGGAUGCCAUGUAUAUCAAACCGAUAUCUUCUUAUGGCCAUGAAUUUAUUGUAAAAAGAGAACAUGCACUAACAUCAGGAACAAUAAAAGCCAUGUUGAGUGGCCCAGGUCAGUUUGCUGAGAAUGGAACCAAUGAGGUCAAUUUUAGAGAGAUCCCAUCACAUGUGUUAUCAAAAGUAUGCAUGUAUUUUACCUACAAGGUUCACUGCACUAACAGCUCCACUGAGUUUCCCGAAUUCCCAGUUGCACCUGAAAUUGCACUGGAACUGCUGAUGGCCACCAACUUCUUAGAUUGUUAA
Molecule: messenger RNA, 339 nt
Organism: Echinops telfairi (small Madagascar hedgehog)
Lineage: Eukaryota; Metazoa; Chordata; Mammalia; Afrosoricida; Tenrecidae
Product: elongin-C-like
Exons: 1
Coding region: 1-339 (112 amino acids)
Biological process (GO): ubiquitin-dependent protein catabolic process
Cellular component (GO): elongin complex
Molecular function (GO): protein-macromolecule adaptor activity
Source: RefSeq, a predicted model, not a curated record